Hippoglossus stenolepis (Pacific halibut) is the source of this 1392-nucleotide messenger RNA. It is a transcript of the gene aprt, whose product is annotated as adenine phosphoribosyltransferase. NCBI's taxonomy places the organism in Eukaryota, Metazoa, Chordata, Actinopteri, Pleuronectiformes, Pleuronectidae. The record is from RefSeq and is a predicted model, not a curated record. The coding region runs from base 69 to 614 and encodes 181 amino acids. Gene Ontology annotation, biological process: AMP salvage; adenine salvage. The transcript has 5 exons. Gene Ontology annotation, molecular function: adenine phosphoribosyltransferase activity; AMP binding; adenine binding. Gene Ontology annotation, cellular component: cytoplasm.
UUGUUGUUUGCCAGCUGCUGACCUGAACUUCAGUGAAGAAGCAGCAGCAGCAGCAGAAGUGGAGAAUCAUGGCAGAAUCCUCAGAGACCAAAGUGCAGCUGGUUUACAAAGCCAUCCGAGCUUUCCCAGACUUCCCGAAGAAAGGCAUCCUGUUCAGAGACAUCUGUCCCCUUCUGAAGGAUCCAGCUGCUCUGACAGCAGUGACCGACCUGUUUGAAGAACACGUGAGGAACAAUUACAAACAGGUUGACUUGAUCGUAGGUUUAGAUGCACGUGGUUUCCUGUUUGGGCCUCUGCUCGCCCAGCGGCUGGGUGUUGGCUUCGUCCUGAUCAGAAAGACAGGCAAACUGCCCGGAGCCACUGCAUCUGUGGCGUAUGAUUUGGAGUAUGGCAAGGCAGAGGUAGAGGUCCAGGAGGAUGCAGUGGCUCCAGGACAGAAGGUUCUGCUCAUUGAUGACCUUCUUGCAACUGGAGGGACAAUGUAUGCAGCCAUUCAGCUGAUGAGGAAGCAGGAGGCUGAUGUUGUGGGCUGCAUGGUGGUCAUCGAGCUCAAAGAGCUCAACGGCAUUGACAAGCUCAAACCUCACAGUGUGUUCUCCGUGGUUCAGUACUGAGGACACUUCAGCUGCCGCACUGGAAACAGGACAGACAUGGUUUUACAACCAGUAGGUGACUGUGUCUGAUCUGAUCUGCAGUUCACUUAUAUUUUUAGAGUUUUUACUUCGAACAUUUAUGGUUUUCUAUUUUCGUCAGAGAUAUAACAUGCAUGCUUUGGGGAUGACGAAGGGGACAAGGAGACAAUUUGGUUUCCAUGGUUCCUUCAGGUGUCUUGGAAUGUCUUCAAUUUUCUGUUCCCCUCUGGGAUCACGCCCUGUUCCCCCGUGUGCCAAAACUGGAAGAAGCUGUUAUGGAUGUAGGGAUGGACUGAUACAAAGGUAUACCAUUUACUGUGGCAUAUUAAAUGACCACAGGUUAAUGUUUGUGGAUAAUUUAAAGACUUUAAAGUCUUUACGUCUUAAUGUUUGUGCACAGUGUGUAUUUGCUGGACAUAUGAGUUCAGCUCUGAUAAUUAUUCCAGUAUAUUUAAUUAUUUGAUCACUUACUGGUGCUGAGAAAAAUGGCCCAUUUCAAUUCAGGUAAAAGCUAAAGGAAAGUUAAGGGAAUUUAAAUCCAUUGUUUGUCUCUCUACUGGUGCACCUCUCCUGUGUUCAGCUUUGUCCUUCUUUCUCUUUGUAUCACAAAUGGAUUGAUUCCAUGACAGAAUAAAAUUAAUAAUGAAAAGCAAAGAAGUUGUAAUGCUUACCCUGUAUGUGCAAAGGUGAAUGCAGUAUUAGACUGACAUGACAAUGUCAUUCCGGCCAUACGAUCAUAAAUUAUUUUGAAUCUAAACAA